GCCCCAUCAAACCCAUUACUCGAGAAUGGCGAUGCAAUCCACGCCAUUCUUUUGAAACGUCCUUUCAAAUAAUUGCAUAAGGUGAACACCUGUUUAAUUCUCUCUUCAUCAAGAAUAGAUCCAUGUCUUCAUUGGAUACUAGUAAACCAGAAAGAAAGUAUGGAAACUGAGGAAGAAAAAUGGAUCAAACACUAUUCAUCGCUUCAUCAAAUACUGUUAGUGGGGGAAGGAGACUUUUCGUUUUCUUUGUCUUUGGCUCUCGGUUUUGGCACUGCAUCCAACAUUACUGCUUCUUCCCUCGACUCCUAUGGUGAGUUAAUCAUAAAGUACAAGAAUGCAAACGCAAAUCUGUUUGCUUUGAAAUUUAAUGGGGCUUCCAUUUUACAUGAAGUGGAUGUAAAGAAAAUGAAGCUUCAUCCAGGUCUUGAAAAACGGAAAUUCGACCGAAUUAUUUAUAACUUUCCUCACGCAGGUUUCCAUGGGAAAGAACACAAGCCCAAAGUUAUCAAGUUGCACACGAAUCUUGUCUGUGAAUUUUUUAGGAAUGCUCGUGACAUGUUGCAAGAAAAUGGCGAAAUACAUGUUAGCCACAAGACGACGUAUCCGUUCAACAAGUGGAAAAUUGAGGAUCUUGCAUCAAAUUAUGCUUUAGAGUUGAUUGAAUGUGCUGAUUUCAAAAUUGAGGACUACCCAGGUUACACCAAUAAAAAGGGAGCAGGUUCCAAGUGUGACGAGCCAUUUCCAUUGGGUAAGUGCAGUACCUUCAAGUUCAUGCUCUGCACUGCUGGGGCUACAAAAUUGGCGAGGGUACGGAAGAGGAAGUUAGACUUAGUAACUGUAAAAUAUCAAGAGAUCCCAAUCCAGAUUGAACAUCAGCCAGCAGCAUUAUUUGAUAGAGGACUUCCAUCUUGUCCGUUUACAUUUACAAAUGACAUGCCUUUGCACAAUGGACUAACACGGCACUCGUCCAUUAGAAAUGAAUGCAGGAGAAUAUUCGGUGGUUAUCUUAAUCAUGUAGAGCAAACGUUUGGAAGGAUUGGUUAUGAUGUUCGUGGUUCUCUUAAUGAUGCUCUGAGGCUCGGUUUUGAAAGAUACACCUGUGAAGUCCGUGGACGACCCUUGAGCGGUUAUAUUGAUAUUUUGGAAGAGCUACGCCACCUGAGCGUUUUGAGAUCAGAAUGGUUGAGACAGAUGCUAGCAAUUCUUGAUAUGCAGAGGUGAAGAAGCUGCUGUGUAUACAAUUCACUGGCUUUUUUGUCAAUAUUAACACUUUACAAGAAGGAUGCUUCCCAUUUUAGAAAAUGGUUGUGACUAAUCGGGUCUUGGACUCUUGUUGAUUUUUGGCUUCUGUAUUUUUGUUAAUAUUUCUCGAUUGUGAAGCGUUACUGUAACUAUGAAAUUUUUAAUUUUACUUGCUAUUUUGGCUGUUGCUUCGUCCUUUGCAAAGAUGCUAUAUGUACUAAAUCACUAAUCGGGUCGUGGACUCUUGUUGAUUUUUGGCUUUUGUAUUUUUGUUAAUAUUUCUCGAUUGUGAA
This is a messenger RNA of Olea europaea var. sylvestris, 1535 nucleotides long. RefSeq lists its product as uncharacterized. NCBI's taxonomy places the organism in Eukaryota, Viridiplantae, Streptophyta, Magnoliopsida, Lamiales, Oleaceae. The record is from RefSeq and is a predicted model, not a curated record. Gene Ontology annotation, cellular component: cytoplasm. The transcript has 3 exons. Gene Ontology annotation, molecular function: rRNA (uridine-N3-)-methyltransferase activity. Gene Ontology annotation, biological process: rRNA base methylation. Bases 160 to 1221 code for a protein of 353 amino acids.